GGGCGGCUGUCAUUCGACUGAGUCCUCGCUGGUCACUUGGCGUCUUUGGUUUGUCUCUGCGUCUGCACCAAGCCGAACAAUUGGAGCAAAAACCAAGCGGCGAGUGGUCUCCGCGUUCGUCUUCUUCGUAUUGUCCUUGUCGCGUCGUCCAUAAUGUCCCUCCUCACUGAAGAUCCCAACUAUCGGCGGCUGGAGCAGUGGCAUCGGGCCCAUGGCGGAAGUAUGAAGAUGAGGGACAUGUUCGCCGCCGAGCCCGACCGCUUCAGUCGCUUCAGUGUGGAGGCGGAAACGCCCGAGGGCGACCUCCUGCUUGACUACUCCAAGAAUCUCAUCACCCAGGAAGUCAUGUCCAUGCUCCUCACCCUGGCGGAGUCCCGAGGAGUCGAGCAGGCCCGGAAGAGCAUGUUCAAAGGUGACAAGAUCAACUUCACUGAGGGUCGCGCCGUGCUGCACGUGGCCCUGCGCAAUCGCUCCAACGUACCCAUUCUGUUGGAUGGCAAAGACGUCAUGCCUGAAGUCAACCGCGUGCUGGACAAGAUGAAAGUCUUCUCGCAGAAAGUGCGCAGCGGCGAGUGGAAGGGCUUCACGGGCAAGAGCAUCACGGACGUGGUGAACAUCGGCAUCGGGGGAUCGGACCUGGGUCCGCUGAUGGUGACGGAGGCGUUGAAGAGCUACUCGGCGGGCGGUCCCAACGUUUGGUUUGUUUCCAACAUUGACGGGACUCACCUGGCCAAAACGCUGGCUCAGCUUGACCCGGAGACCACCCUCUUCAUCGUCGCUUCCAAGACGUUCACCACGCAGGAGACCAUCACCAACGCCGAGUCUGCCAGGGACUGGUUCCUUCGCGCCUCCAAUGACAAAACCGCCGUUGCCAAGCACUUUGUGGCUCUCUCCACCAACGCGGUCAAAGUGCAAGAAUUUGGAAUCGACACGGCAAACAUGUUCGAGUUCUGGGACUGGGUCGGAGGUCGUUACUCGCUGUGGUCCGCCAUCGGCCUCUCCAUCGCGCUGCACAUUGGCUUCGACGGCUUUGAGAGCCUUCUGAGCGGCGCUCACUGGAUGGACAAUCACUUUGUGAGCACGCCCCUGGAGGGGAACCUGCCGGUGGUGCUGGCGCUGUUGGGCGUUUGGUACAUCAACUUCUUUGCGGCCGAGACGCACGCCAUGCUGCCCUACGACCAGUACAUGCACCGCUUUGCCGCCUACUUCCAGCAGGGGGACAUGGAGUCCAACGGCAAGUACAUCACUAAAGAAGGACGCCGGGUCAACUAUCACACCGGGCCCAUCGUGUGGGGCGAGCCGGGAACCAACGGCCAGCACGCCUUCUACCAGCUCAUACACCAAGGCACCCGCAUGAUUCCUGCUGACUUCCUCAUCCCGGCUCAGUCGCAAAAUCCCAUCAGGGACAACCUGCACCACAAGAUCCUGUGCGCCAACUUCCUGGCUCAGACGGAAGCGCUGAUGAAAGGCAAAACCGAGGCGGAGGCUCGCCGGGAGCUGGAGGCCGCCGGCUUGUCGGGACCAGCGCUGGACCGACUCCUUCCUCACAAAGUCUUCGAGGGGAACAAGCCAAGCAACUCGAUUGUCUUCAAGAAGCUGACGCCCUUCAUGCUGGGAGCGCUCAUCGCCAUGUACGAGCACAAGAUCUUCGUCCAAGGCGUCAUCUGGGGCAUCAACAGCUACGACCAGUGGGGUGUGGAGCUGGGCAAACAGCUGGCCAAGAAGAUCGAACCGGAGCUGCGCGACGCCGCCGAAGUUUCUUCUCACGACGCCUCCACCAACGGACUCAUCAACUUCCUCAAGAAAAACUUUGCUUGACAUUUCCACCUCGCAUUCCGCACAUCGUUUGUGUCGUCACGCGCACAGCUUCCUCGAAUCAAAAUCAAACUUCCCCCAAAACAGGCAAACACUUCCUGCUGUUGGUUA
Messenger RNA from Hippocampus comes (tiger tail seahorse), 1926 nucleotides. RefSeq names its product glucose-6-phosphate isomerase a (gene gpia). Gene Ontology annotation, biological process: glycolytic process; gluconeogenesis; glucose 6-phosphate metabolic process. Lineage: Eukaryota; Metazoa; Chordata; Actinopteri; Syngnathiformes; Syngnathidae. The transcript has 18 exons. Gene Ontology annotation, cellular component: cytosol. The coding region runs from base 154 to 1818 and encodes 554 amino acids. The record is from RefSeq and is a predicted model, not a curated record. Gene Ontology annotation, molecular function: glucose-6-phosphate isomerase activity; monosaccharide binding; carbohydrate derivative binding.